Molecule: messenger RNA, 1008 nt
Organism: Apus apus (common swift)
Lineage: Eukaryota; Metazoa; Chordata; Aves; Apodiformes; Apodidae
Gene: SSR3
Product: signal sequence receptor subunit 3
Exons: 5
Coding region: 63-626 (187 amino acids)
Biological process (GO): SRP-dependent cotranslational protein targeting to membrane
Cellular component (GO): membrane; endoplasmic reticulum
Source: RefSeq, a predicted model, not a curated record
AGCAGUCCUGCCCCGCACCCUGCCCCGCACCCUGCCCCGCACCAGCCCUGCCCGCGGCCGGCAUGGCUCCCAAGGGCGGCCCCGGCGGGCGGCAGCAGUCGGAGGAGGAUCUGCUGCUGCAGGACUUCAGCCGCAACCUCUCCGCCAAGUCCACCGCGCUCUUCUUCGGCAACGCCUUCAUCGUCUCCGCCAUCCCCAUCUGGCUCUACUGGAGGAUCUGGCACAUGGAUCUUGUCCAGUCCGCGGUCCUGUACAGCGUGAUGACCCUCAUCAGCACCUACCUCGUAGCUUUUGCCUAUAAGAAUGUCAAGUUUGUUCUCAAACACAAAGUAGCCCAGAAAAGGGAGGAUGCUGUUUCCAAAGAAGUGACUCGCAAGCUGUCCGAGGCAGACAACAGGAAGAUGUCUCGUAAGGAGAAGGAUGAAAGAAUUCUGUGGAAGAAAAACGAAGUUGCAGAUUAUGAAGCAACAACUUUUUCCAUCUUCUACAACAAUACUCUCUUUCUGGUCUUGGUCAUCAUUGCUUCAUUUUUUGUGCUGAAGAACUUCAACCCCACUGUAAACUAUAUUCUUUCUAUAAGUGCUUCAUCUGGACUGAUUGCUCUGCUGUCUACAGGAUCCAAGUAAAGAAAAAAAAAACAACAAAAUCCCCACCAAUUUGUAUCUCGGGGGGGGGGUUUAACUGCCAAACAAGAGUUUAAGGGUGGAACAGGAAUACCAUUUUUUUUUUUUUAUAGCAUGGCUGCUUGAGGCUUUGGGGGGAGGGCUGGCAUCCAAAAUGAGUGGAUUGUAUUUACUUUUGGUAGCUUUAUAUGGUGUUACUCAGGCACUGAUUUUUUUGCUGUUACCAAACGUCACCUCAGCAGCAGGGUGUGGGUGGGACUGUCCCACAAGGGACACAGCAGCACCUGCAAGAGCCAACCUUACUGGUCAGCAAAAGUGACAAUCCACCAUUUAUCAGUGUAAUUUUACAAGUCUUAAUAAAAAGGAAGCUUUUUUUGUCAUUUAA